Messenger RNA from Drosophila hydei, 1655 nucleotides. Its product is annotated as luciferin 4-monooxygenase. The coding region runs from base 21 to 1655 and encodes 544 amino acids. The transcript is spliced from 4 exons. The record is from RefSeq and is a predicted model, not a curated record. Gene Ontology annotation, biological process: fatty-acyl-CoA biosynthetic process; long-chain fatty acid metabolic process. Gene Ontology annotation, molecular function: long-chain fatty acid-CoA ligase activity. NCBI's taxonomy places the organism in Eukaryota, Metazoa, Arthropoda, Insecta, Diptera, Drosophilidae.
UUUUAGAGUUGGAGUUGGAAAUGGCAUCCACUAGCUACGAUAGCAGUGAGAAGAUCUGGUCGGGUCCCAAAGACAAGGAGUACUACGGACCCGACAUGACCCUAGGAGAGGUGGCUAUGCUCAUACUUAAGCUGCAUGCGGACACUGUGAUGCAAGUCUUCGAGCCCACUGGGGAGGCUCUGACUGGAGCCCAACUGUAUGAGCAGAGUCGCCGCUUGGCGCACGCUUUUCAGCAUUUGAAUCUGCAUCGCGGCGAUGUGGUUGGAAUUUCGGCCAAGAACACCACCUACCUCACAGAGGUGGUUAUUGCUGCUCUCCUAAGCGGCACGCCCAUUAAUCCUCUGCAUCCGGACUUUGAUAGGGAGACUGUUGCCUACAUGUAUGAAAUAACCAAGCCCAAGGUCAUCUUCUGCGACGUGGACAACUAUGAGACCCUGGCCGCGGUCAAGGACAGCCUCAAGUUCAAGACGGAGCUCAUUUUGCUGUGUGGAAAGCUGCCCGGAGUGCGUAAUAUACAGGACCUGCUAGAGGAUGGCGCCCAUGGCUACGAUCCCAAGACGCUCUAUGCCUGUCCACAUCUGUGCGGCGAUGACACGGCCUUCAUCAUUAGCUCCUCGGGUGUAACCGGUUUGCCGAAGGGCGUCACGCGCUCGCAUCGCAGUCUGUUAAAUAAUACCAAAAUCCCUCAAUUGUUCACCGCGAAGACCGUGAUAUUCUGCAUUAGUCCUCUGUACUGGGUCUCCUGCAUAUUUACUCUACUCGUCUCGCUGGUCAAUGGCUGCAAGCGCAUUAUAACGAAUAAGCCCUUCAGCGUCGAAUAUUUCGCUGAGGUCGUGUCCCGUUACCAGAUUAGCUUCGUGAUCACCGUGCCACAUCAUAUGGCGCUGCUGGCUAAGAGCCAACGCAUGGAUCUGGUUGAGCAGCUGGAGUCGGUGCAAUCGUUUGUCUGUAGCGGCUCCAAGCUUCCGCUGGGCAUAUGGCGUAGGCUGUAUGAGCUGCUCGGCAGCCACAGAUUCUCGGUGCUCUAUGGACUCUCGGAAGUCGGAGGCGUUAGCAAAAAUAUUGGCGGCCCGCUGGGCUGCGAGGGCAAACUCUUGCGCAACAUCCAAGUGCGCAUUGUCGACGACAAGGGCUAUGCAUUGGGUCCCAAUCAAACGGGCCACAUACACAUAAAGCUCAAUCAGCGCUGGGGCGGCUACUACCACAAUCCACAGGACACGCAGACGACGGUGUCCCCUGAUGGCAAAUGGCUGCUGACUGGCGAUCACGGCUACUUUGACGACGAGGGCUGUCUGCACUUCCAGACUCGCGACACCGACGUCUUCAAGUACAAUCACUUUCCCAUCUACCCCAAGCAAAUUGAGGACGUCAUAUUGCACUUGCCGGGCGUCCAUGAGGUCGGCAUCUUCGGUGUACCCGACGAAGUAUCCACAAAUCUAACAGCCUGCGCCGUGGUGCGUGAGCAGAACGAAGAGGGCCGAAAGCUCACAGCGGAACAGGUUCUUGAAAUUGUGGCAGAGCACCUGGGUGAGGCCUACCAGCUCAAAGGUGGCGUCUACUUUGUUGACCAGCUGCCCAAGACGACGAACAAUAAAAUACAGAGACGUCGCAUUCUCUCAGAGCUUAAGCUACAGUGUGGUAUUACGCAGUUAUAA